AUGGACUUUCAUAUGAAACAAUGGAGAAACCAGCAUGAGUCAGAAGAGCAUCAACAUUCUACAAAGAUGCCAAAACUUGCUCUUCAGCCUGCAGAUUCUCAUCAUCAACAACAAUCUUCUGUUACUCCUGCAGGUGCACUUCCUUUGUUUGUACCUCAACAAAACAGCACUAAAGUCACCACCAACUUGUCAGAUUCCACAUUUUCACCUUCUUCCAACAGAUCAUUUCCUAUAAUGGGAAGCCAUUUUAGCUUGUCUCAGUGGCAAGAACUUGAGUUACAGGCUUUGAUAUUCAGGUACAUGUUGGUUGGUGCUUCUGUUCCUCCUGAACUUCUUCAACCUAUCAAGAAAAGUCUUAUCGAUUCAUCUCCUUAUUUCCUUCAUCAUUAUCAUCCUACAGCUUUGUUGCAAACGGGGUAUUGGGGAAGAGGAGCAAUGGAUCCAGAACCCGGUCGUUGCCGGAGAACCGACGGCAAAAAGUGGCGGUGCUCGAGGGAUGUGGUGGCUGGACAAAAGUACUGUGAAAGACACAUGCAUCGUGGUAGAAACCGUUCAAGAAAGCCUGUGGAACUUCCCACACCAACUAGUGCCGGUGCUGGUAGUGCAUCUUUCAAUGCUUCUUCCACUAUUUAUUCACAGCCUCUUGCUAAUGCCUCUUUGAAAUCUCCUUUCAAUCUUCUUCACCUUAAUGAACGUUCAUCUGGGACCAAUAAUGAAGAGAAGAGAUUAUUUGAAAGCGAAGAUCAUGUGGGUGGGGAUGGAAGAUCAGGUGGGCAAAUGCUAAGGCAUUUCUUCGACGAUUGGCCGAGAUCACUGCAAGAGUCUGACAAUGAUGUAUCAUUGAAAUUGUCUACUGGCUAUGCUGAAGAACCAUGUCCUAGAAAUGUAAAUGUGGGCCUAGAAACUGAUCAACAACAAAUUCAUUUGAAUUGGGUUGGAGGAUGGAAUUCAGGUAAUCAAGGAAGUUCUUCAAUGGGAGGAGGACUACUUGCUGACGCACUUAGAUCAUCAUCUACUUCAACUUCUUCACCAACUAGUGUUUUACAUCAAUUGCCACGUUCUUCUGCUGCUUCUGAGACCAGCUACAUUAGUACCUAA
Molecule: messenger RNA, 1098 nt
Organism: Vicia faba (fava bean)
Lineage: Eukaryota; Viridiplantae; Streptophyta; Magnoliopsida; Fabales; Fabaceae
Source: the annotation of a GenBank genome assembly